AUGGCCCAGAAGAGAGUCCUGCCGCAGAGCAAGGAGACGCUGCUGCAGUCCUACCACAAGCGGCUCAAGGACGACAUCAAGUCAAUGAUGGACAACUUCACCAAGAUCAUCAAGACCGCCAAGAUUGAGGAUGAGACCCAGGUGUCCAGGGCCACCCAAGGCAAGCAGGACAAUUACGAGAUGCACGUGCGAGCCUCCAACAUCGUCCGAGCCGGUGAGUCCCUGAUGAAGCUGGUCUCUGACCUCAAGCAGUUCCUGAUCCUGAACGACUUCCCGUUGGUGAAGGCCAUCGACCAGCACAACCAGCAGCUCAGGGCGCUGCAGGAGGAGUGCGACCGCAAGCUCACCGCCCUGCGCGACCAGGUCUCCAUCGACCUCUACCAGCUGGAGGAGGCGUACUACUCGUCCAGCUCCAGUCUCCGCGAAGCUAACAAUCUGUCUCUGUGCGAAGCAUACUGGAGGCUGGACCUCGACACAGAUGCUGCCGAUGGCCUCGCUGCCCCCCUGCGGGCCUCCCUAGAGCCCAGCGCUGGCCCCCUGCAGUCCGCCGCCCCUGCCCACUCCCAUGCUAGCGGGCCUGGCCCCACAGAGCAUGCCUGA
Molecule: messenger RNA, 600 nt
Organism: Myotis myotis
Lineage: Eukaryota; Metazoa; Chordata; Mammalia; Chiroptera; Vespertilionidae
Product: mediator of RNA polymerase II transcription subunit 22-like
Exons: 1
Coding region: 1-600 (199 amino acids)
Biological process (GO): regulation of transcription by RNA polymerase II
Cellular component (GO): mediator complex
Molecular function (GO): transcription coregulator activity
Source: RefSeq, a predicted model, not a curated record